AAUGUUCAGUUUCAGGAGACAUUCAUUUUAUGACAUUUGAUGGACGUGAAUACACUUUUCAAGCCACUUGCCAAUACAUUCUAGCAAAGAGUCGUACAUCUGGAGAGUUUACUGUAUCCUUGCAAAAUGCUCCCUGUGGACAGAACCAGGAUGGAUCAUGUAUCCAAUCAAUCAGCAUUAUUCUUAAGCAGGAUCCCAAGAGGCAAGUGACACUGACUCAUUCAGGAGAUGUGUUGAUAUAUGACCAGUACAAAAUUAACCUGCCUUAUGCAGAUGAUUUAUUUGAAAUACGAAAACUCUCCUCUGUAUUUCUUCAAGUAAAGACACACAUUGGAUUACAGAUCCUAUAUGACAGAGAAGGACUGAGGCUUUAUCUUCAAGCUGAUGGACGGUGGAAGGAUGAUACCGUUGGACUUUGUGGAACCUUCAAUGGAAAUAUGGAGGAUGAUUUUUUAUCUCCAGUUGGAGUAACUGAAAGCACUCCACAGCUGUUUGGAAAUGCAUGGAAAACUUUAUCAGCAUGCAUUCUUGUGCACGAUAGUUCACAAAUGGAUCCAUGUGAUAUUCAUCUACAGUCAGCCUCUUAUGCAGCAGAAGCUUGUAGCAUCCUUACAAAAGACCUUUUUGCUCCGUGCUACCCUUAUUUGAGUCCCAUUCCCUAUUUUGAGCAGUGCAGAAAAGACACUUGCAAAUGUGGACAGAAUUGUUUUUGCUCUGCUCUGGCUCAUUAUGCUCAUCAUUGCAAAAGAUUUGGAAUAGUAAUAGAUUUCAGAAGAAGUGUUCCAGACUGCGGUGAGUUAUCUUUAACUUCUAGUCAUAAUGAUUACUCUUUGAGGACUUGAAUUAAUCCACUUCUGUCAUUUAAAAACUGAUAUUCAUUUAGUUCUAUUUUCUGAUUGUCACUUUAUCAUGUUGCACAG
Molecule: messenger RNA, 920 nt
Organism: Meleagris gallopavo (turkey)
Lineage: Eukaryota; Metazoa; Chordata; Aves; Galliformes; Phasianidae
Source: RefSeq, a predicted model, not a curated record